Phragmites australis (common reed) is the source of this 746-nucleotide messenger RNA. RefSeq lists its product as uncharacterized. Gene Ontology annotation, biological process: mRNA splicing, via spliceosome. The record is from RefSeq and is a predicted model, not a curated record. Gene Ontology annotation, cellular component: precatalytic spliceosome; U2 snRNP. Bases 244 to 507 code for a protein of 87 amino acids. The transcript has 5 exons. NCBI's taxonomy places the organism in Eukaryota, Viridiplantae, Streptophyta, Magnoliopsida, Poales, Poaceae.
CGCUUGGAUCUCGUUCGCAUCCUAUCCUCCUCCUUUAGUCCUCCCCAUCACCCCCAAUUCCCAAACCCUAGUUUCUUCCGACGCUGCCGGCCGCCGUUGCGCCCCUCUGCCGCCGGGCACCCCGCGCCGUCGAUCGCUCUCAACUCCCGUCUCCGACCGCGCCCGGGCACCCCGCAGGUAGGGUUCUGAUUCAGGUGUUACCGGAUCUCGCGUUGAGGUGCCAGACCAAAGCAAUCGGCCACCAUGCAGGCUAGCGAUAGGUUCAACAUAAAUUCUCAGCUUGAGCAUCUUCAAGCCAAAUAUGUGGGAACAGGACACGCAGACUUGACCAGAUUUGAAUGGGCUUUAAACAUCCAGAGGGACAGCUAUGCCUCUUAUAUUGGGCACUAUCCAAUGUUGGCAUAUUUUGCCAUCGCUGAAAAUGAAUCAAUUGGAAGAGAGCGUUACAAUUUUAUGCAGAAAAUGCUGCUUCCUUGUGGCCUCCCUCCUGAGAGAGACGAGGACUGAGGAGCUGGUGCAUUACUUUAGUGUCACCGCUAGAGCAACUUAUGUUCAGCCCCAGGUUGCUAUUGAAGUAAAAGAACCAGGCUAGGUAGCCACCUUAGUACUGUUUGUGACUUUGUUUGAAUGCCCUGAACAUGUUAAGCGCAGGCAUGCACUUUGGAUUGUCCUACAUGGAUUUUUUUACCAUGAUUCGUAAAUGUUCAGAAUUUGUAUGCGGUGUUAAGAAAAUGUCGUUUCUGUCU